Rhagoletis zephyria (snowberry fruit fly) is the source of this 1980-nucleotide messenger RNA. Lineage: Eukaryota; Metazoa; Arthropoda; Insecta; Diptera; Tephritidae. The record is from RefSeq and is a predicted model, not a curated record.
AUGCUGCAAGAUAAGCAAAAGGAGGUAAAGGGGUCCAGUGGACAUCGGGCGGCGACCAGCAGUGCGGCCGCUUACACCAGCAAGGACCUAAAAGGACUCGCUAUCGGACACAAGGUGGACUCCAUCAAGGAGGGCCACCAGGUGAUCCUUACACUGCGUGACAAAGGUGUGCUGGACGAAGACGAGGACGUUCUGGAGAAUGUCAACCUGCUUGACAAUGAAAAGGCGGCAAAGAAUAUUGAAAACAAGAAAAACAAGGUCAACUACCGGCCGUACGAUGACGAGGAGUUUGAUGAGUUUGGAUCACUGAAGCAGUCCUCUCUGCUGAGCAAGUAUGACGAAGAGAUUGAAGGUCCAAAGAAGGACAUCUUUCGGAUCGGAGAGACGCUCUCAAAUGCGGAGAUUGUUCGCCAGAGGUUAGAGGAGAAUGAAGCCCUGGGAAAGGUCUCUUUAGCGCUGCCGGAGCUUAAAAUCGCCAGCGAAUACUACACUGCCGAUGAGAUGCUGAAGUUCAAAAAGCCCAAACGAAAGGGCACUCUGCGGAAGCGAAACUUGAAAGAGCCUAAAGAGGAGCCUUUGGUGCCGGUGAUUUCAGCGACCAGCAACAGCAGUUCCCGACGGUCUACAUCUGACCACGCAUCACGGUCGAGGCGGACCACUGGUCGAGAGCACAAACAUUCAUCAAACGAAGCUGAUGAGGCUAAGAAGGUUCACGUCAAACUGGCUGAACUUGAGAGCGGUCUGGAGGAGGAGGUGGAGGAUGAGCUAGACCUUGAUCUCAUAGCACCUGAUGAAGAGCUGAUCGGCGUCCGCAUCGAGGAGGACGAGGCGGAGAAGGAGCUCUCGAUGGCGCUUAAUAAAACGCGAAAGCUGAAGCUUUUGCAGAAAAAGGAAGACGACUUUGACAUUGCGCGGAUCGUUCAGGAGACGGGCGGCACGGUGAAGGUGGAGGACGAGGAUGAGGAGGAACUGUCGGCUGCCAGCGCCCUGGACGGCGGCAGCACUCUGGUGCUCAACACUACUGCCGAGUUUUGUCGCAACCUGGGCGAUCUGCCGAAGGACCUCUACUCCCGUGAGUUGGCGCAGUCCUCGAAGAUGAAGAUCGACGAGAGUGACGACGAGGACGCCCCCCACCACCGCCACCAAGAUGGCGACUUUGAUGGCAGUAGACAUAGGAGAACUUCGGAGCGGAUGGACCUGGAUGAAGCCGACGGCCUCAAGGGUGACCUUUGGGAUGGGGAAGGUGAAGAUGACGAGAACCUAGACGAGGACGGCGAGAAGGUCCCAGUUCGCAACAACUGGAACGAGGUGGACAUUAAGAUGGAGGAGGACGAUGACGAAGACGAUGACAAUGAUGGAGGAGGAGUUGGAUCAAGCUACUCUCGUCGAAAAGCCACCAAAUCUCCGGACGAUGAGGAGCCACUGGAGAGCAAGCCCAUUCUCGAGGAGGAGCCCGAUGUCAGCGUGGGCGUGGCGGGUGCGCUAAAGCUAGCGAUGAACAAGGGCUACCUGGACAAGGACACAAAGAAGCCGAUGGGGACGAAUCGAUCGACGAGUCUCAUCUCGGCGCAGUCCUACGCAAUCGAGGAAAAGUUCUAUGACGAUGACCGCAUGGGUCGCCGUGACCGCUACAUGGGCCAGAUGUCGGAGUUCAAGGAGAAGGAGGGCUACCGGCCUGGCUUCAAGCUCGACUACGUCGAUGAAAAGGGCCGCAUGAUGAACCAGAAGGAGGCUUUCCGCUACCUUUCGCACAAGUUCCACGGCAAGGGCCCCGGCAAGAAUAAGAUUGACAAGCGCAUGAAGAAGAUGGAGCAGGAGAGUAAACUUCGCCAGAUGAGCUCCAUUGACACGCCGCUGAAUACGCUGAAGUUGCUGCAGGAUAAGCAAAAGGAGGUAAAGGCGCCCUAUGUGGUGCUCAGUGGACAGCGGGCGACGACCAGCACGGCGGCGGCAAUGACGCAAAUCUCCAAGAAAAAGUGA